Pedinophyceae sp. YPF-701 is the source of this 753-nucleotide messenger RNA. The record is from the annotation of a GenBank genome assembly. NCBI's taxonomy places the organism in Eukaryota, Viridiplantae, Chlorophyta, Pedinophyceae.
AUGGCGGACACGCAGGGCGGCGCCGCGGCGGCGCAGCGCGACGCGGACGAUCCGUUCGACCUUCAGGCUCCGAAGCUGAUGGCGGAUAUCGUGAACUUCACGAUCGACUUCAUGGCGGAGGCCAUCGACAGCCUCGAGGUCACCGCGGAGCAGGCCUUCAAAGACGGCAAGAACCGCCCACGAGGGCCGGUCGCGGGCUUCUCGCCGCAGCAGCUCACCGCGUCCUGCGAGCGGGUCAACAGGGCCCUGUACGAGGCGGUGCAAUCAAAUAUGGAUCGGUUGGAGUUGUAUGCGUUGGGGACUUGUUUCAACGUGCCGCCGGGCCUGACGGACGGCAGCGCCGCGGGACCCGCGGCGGACGGUGGCGCGCAGGGCGUCUCCGAGGACGCCGUCGCCGGCAUGGACCGCGAGCUCGAAGCGCUGCGGGCCCGCAUCGUUGCGUCGCGCGCGGCAACGCGGGAGAUGCGCCGCGAGGCGGCGCUGCUCGACAAGGAGAUGGAGCGCUGCGGGGACCCCGCGGAGAUCGAGGCGGUCGCGAUGGCGGCGGCGGGGAAGCCGAGCGUGGCCGAGGACGCGGCGGCAAUAGCGGCGGCGGCACUGAAGCUGCAGCCUCUCCUGCAGCGAGCACAGCGGCUCCGGGACACGCUGCUGCAACGGAAAGCGGCGGGCGCGACGAAGCCGGAGCAGCAGCGCAAGCAGGUGGACGCGAGCGUGGAGGAUCUCGGGCACGCGCUGGCGUCGCUGCAGCCGUGA